GCUGUCUGAAAAGUCAAAGUUGAUUUUGUGGUUAGGAUGCAGUGUUUGUGCAAUAGUUCGUAAUUAUUUUUUCAUUAUUAAUAGCAAAAAUAAUGGCGUUUUUGGUCAAGAAUUUACUUUCUGCGGCGCGCAAGCCUUGCCUUGUCAGUAACCUAACAUACACAUUUCGUGCCCUAAACAUUACACCUCGUCUUGUGCAACAACAAAAAGCCUCUUUGGUGAAUACUCUUGCUGUAGCAAACACAAAUGAAAAGAUUGCAGAGGUCGAACAGAAAGAAUGUCAAGAUGUCUUCAAUAAAGUAAACACACAACUUGCAGCCGAAAAGGAAGGAAGGUUAUUCGCUAUUGUGCAUUUGUGUGGCAAGCAGUUUAAAAUCACAGCGGGAGACAUUAUUCUUGUGGAAGGUUAUUGGCCACCAACGAUUGGAGACCAAAUUCGCUUGGAAAAAGUACUUCUGGCAGGUGCGAAGGACUUUACAUUAAUCGGUCGGCCACUGCUUCCUCAGGGUUUGGUAAACGUGAACGCCACCAUUAUUGAGAAAACGUUAACGCACACAAAGACACAUUUUAAGAAGAAGCGCAGGAAGCAAUAUAUGCGUAUUAACUUCCAGCGUUCUCCAAACACAAUGAUUCGUAUAAAUUCAAUUGAAAUUGAGAAAAAUGUAAAUGAACAAACACAAAUUAUAAGCGAGCCACGUAUUUUUUAGUUAAAACAUCAAUAAAGUAGUUACGAAAUAUUUGGUU
Anastrepha obliqua is the source of this 744-nucleotide messenger RNA. RefSeq names its product 39S ribosomal protein L21, mitochondrial (gene mRpL21). NCBI's taxonomy places the organism in Eukaryota, Metazoa, Arthropoda, Insecta, Diptera, Tephritidae. Gene Ontology annotation, molecular function: structural constituent of ribosome. The transcript is spliced from 2 exons. The record is from RefSeq and is a predicted model, not a curated record. The coding region runs from base 93 to 707 and encodes 204 amino acids. Gene Ontology annotation, cellular component: mitochondrial large ribosomal subunit; ribosome.